UCUACUUAGAUGCAUAUUCUUUUCAUCUUAGAUUUCAGAAAAAAAACUUCAUUAAUCUGCUUAUGCAUGUUCUUUUCCUCUUGAUUUCUUUGUAGCUGGUCAUUGUUUUACAAUUAUCAGGGUCGAAAGGGCACCACAUUAUCAUUAAAGACGGGGUUAAGUCACCACUGCAGCCCACAUCUCACGUUGACAAAGUUGUUCAGUUCGGGCUUGACCUUGGGUUGACCGCGCCAGUAAUAUCCUAACCCAAACUCAGCGUUCUGGUCCCUUCGAAUCCUCCAAGGAAUAAUUUCUCCCUAAUAUGCGGAAACGAACCCAGAAUUUUUUUUUCCUCCAAAAAAAAAAAAAGGGCGCCUGGAACGGGAAGGGGACCGCAGACGGAGUGGCAGGGGAGACGGCAGCGGCAGCGGCGGCCUUGGUGGUCGGCGGUCUGGCGACGGCAGCGGAGGGUGGAGUUCCAGUUGUUCUUGUUAGCGUUGUCGGUGCGGCCGGGGAGGAGGCGGGCGAUGGUGGCUUGUUACCGUACUCGGCGUGGAUGGCGACGAAGGUGGCGUCCCUUCGCCCCGCAACCCGCCGCCACAAACUCCAUUGUCGUCAUCUACUCUAAAAGUGCGGCGACGUCGUCUCCCUCUGCCAGAUGUUGACCAAAUGUCCCGUCUAGACUCGCCUCCUGGACGGUCAUGGUUGCCGCCUGCACGACCGAUGGCCUCCCUACCGAGGUGGUGGCUCUGAUGGCAUGGAUGCCAGAGGAGGAGCCUUCGGGACUCGGCGGGUGUUUAGGUGUACGAAAUGAGGUUAAGAGGCUGCCGUAGGAGGACAAUUGACGAUCAAGUCGCAGCCGUGGGAGAGGAGGGAGGCGUCAUCCUCUCCGCCUGAUUCUUUUUAAUUUUCUUGACGGGAGAGAGGAGCCCUUCCGCAUAUUAGGGAGAAAUCAUUCCCUGGAGGAUUCGAAAUGAUCGGAGUGCUUUGGGUUCGAUGUACCGCUAAGCUGGUACACCGGGUGUUUGAUAUAAUUUCUCCUUUUUCCUACAUCGUCUCCUCCCUCGGCGGACCAUUACUGGCGGUCUAUAAAUAGGCCUGGGUCAUGGUUGCCUCACAUGAGGCGGUGACCGUUUCAAAGCACUCCGAUCUCUGCUCCUCCCCAUCCACGGAGCCUCUUCAAUUCUCCUUCACCCAAAACAGGGAAGAAAAAUCCUCUGCCACAUGAGGGAGCGGGUGAGAGGUCCAUGUUGCUGCCCUCACCUCACACUGACCCGGACGAGGAGGAGGGGGACCCGACAUCAUGAUGGGGCAGUGGUUGGCAGAAAUGGCAGCAGAAGAACGAGAAGAAGGGAAGGCUGGGCGACGAAAACGACAAGGAAGAGUGAUGAGAAUAUUAGGAGAAAAAGGAAGAGGAAGAUGUCAGGAGGAGGAGGAGGAGGAGGAGGAGGGGAAUGAGGAAGCUGAGGGAUGCAAGGAAGAAGAUGAAGAGGAGGAGGAGGCGGGAGACUGCUUCUUCGAGUCCCUAGAUCGGGUACAGUCCAGCGUCUCGUUCGCCGUGGACAUCCCCUCCUCUGACGAUGAGGAUGAGGAGGAUGACAUGCGCAUCUCCUUCUCCUCGGCCAUCGCCCCUCCCUGCGAUUUCCGUCUCAUCUCCUUCGCCGCGCAGGAGGAGGUCGGCUGCGAGACGGACGAUGACCGAGGAGGUGGCCAGGAUUUCGACUACGACAUCUGGAUGGCGGAGUCCAUGGAGAUGUCCCUCAAGGAGCGCCGCCUUCGACUCCUGCAGGGCAUGGGCCUCACCAGCAGCAAGGACCUCGCUAGAAGCUGCAGCCGUAUCCGGAGUGGCAGAAUCCCGUCCUCCGGCUUGGCAUCGUCCCGCCUCUCGUCAUGCGUCAUCGCCAGUGACGAUGCCGCCCUGGCAGUGGAUGUCGCGGCGAAGGCGGCAUCUGCAUCCCCCGUGUCUUUUUCACUGCCCGUCAUCGCCCGAUGCAGAUCCGAUACAGAGCUGGCGGCUUCGAUGGUGCGGGGCUCGGCCUCUCCUGGGCCUGCACCUGCCCUUAUCCGUGCCGAUUCGGCCCCGCCGUCCAUAUCGGACCAACGUGGGCUCUCAAGGAUGUGGGGGAUGUUAGGACAGGAAGGAGGAGGAACAGGAACAGGAGGAAGGGACGUCGUGGAUAGCCCCAGCCUUACGCUUGCGAGCUCAAUGAGGAUAAAGAAUCUGGACACGGGCAAGGAGUUUGUGGUCAGCGAGAUUGGCAAAGACGGGACUUGGGGCAGGCUCAACGACCUGCAGACUGGGCUGCAGCUCACCCUGGAUGAGUUUGAGAAGUUCCUGGGCUACUCCCCCAUUGUCAAGGAGCUAAUGCGCAGGGUGAAUCUGGGCUGUGAAGGAAGCCACAAGAGCAGUACUAGUACCAGCAGCCAACAGGCCAAGAGCUCCAAAUUGAGUGGCAGGAAGAAGGGAGGCUGGUUCAAGAAUAUAAAAUUUGUUGCCAGCUCCAUGACCGGCCUCAUCUCAGAGAAGGACAAGGGUGAUGCCGGGUCAAAUGCAAUGGGGAAGUCAUCCAGUGGCAGCAACUCAUCGGACUGGCUUAAGGUCCAUCAGCAUGGCAAGUCCUACAAGGAGCUUACGGGCCUCUACAUGUGCCAGGAAAUUCACGCCCACCAGGGCGCCAUAUGGACUCUAAAGUUCAGCUCCGACUGGCGCUACUUGGCCAGUGCCGGCGAAGAUCGCAUCAUACAUGUCUGGCAAGUCAUCGAGUGCGAUGCCCUCUCAUCCUCCUUGCGACGGCGGGAGUCGCGGUCCUUCUCUCAUCCUCAUCAACCCAGGGCAAAUGGAUCCCUAGACCCCUCACUUCCCCUGGGGCUCCAGCCGUCAAGGAAGACGAAGAAGGGCAAGAGCAGUAAGAAAUCUAUCCCUGAGUAUGUCGUCAUGCCUGAGACCAUCUUCUCCCUCACAGAGAAGCCAGUUUGCUCUUUUGAAGGCCACUUGGAUGAUGUCCUAGACCUCUCAUGGUCAAAAUCCCAGCAUUUGUUAUCAUCAUCAAUGGACAAAACUGUUAGACUGUGGGAUAUAGAGAGCAAGGCUUGCCUAAAGUUGUUUGCCCACAAUGAUUAUGUAACAUGUAUCCAGUUCAAUCCGACAGAUGAUAGUUACUUCAUCAGUGGCUCUCUUGAUGCCAAGGUCCGCAUAUGGAGCAUACCAGACCGUCAAGUUGUUGACUGGAGCGAUCUCCAUGAAAUGGUUACUGCUGUGUGCUACACGCCAGAUGGUCAGGGUGCAUUAGUUGGUUCCCAUAAAGGAAGCUGCCGCUAUUACAAGACCUCUGAUUAUAAGCUUAACCAGGAAGCUCAGAUAGAUAUUAGGAGCAAAAAAAAGAAGUCUCAUGCAAAAAAAAUUACUGGCUUCCAGUUUGCUCCAGGCAAUCCAUCUGAAGUGUUAAUUACCUCAGCUGAUUCACAGAUUCGGGUGUUUGAUGGUCUUGAUAUGAUUCACAAAUUCAGAGGUUUCAGGAACACCAGCAGUCAAAUUUCAGCAUCAUACACCUCUGAUGGGAAGUAUGUUGUGUGUGCAAGUGAGGACUCCCAUGUGUAUAUAUGGAAGCGAGAUCCAGCACGCAGCCUUGGUGCUGGAGGGAAAAACAAAGGUUGGAGUACCACCCGAUCUCACGAGCACUUCUUUUGUAAAGAUGUCUCAGUCGCAAUCCCAUGGCCUGGUAGUGGAAGUAACUUGGGACCAACAUCACCGUCUUUGCCACUGUGGUCUAGAAGGUAUACUCAUGAACAGGGUGAGAGCAGCGAUUCCCAAAUAUCCACCACCUCUGAGGAUAACUUCCCCAUCAGCAGGAGCCAUUACCCGUCUCUUCCAAAGAAGAAUUCCUCAGAGCAGACACUUCCCUGUAUAGAUGAAUUCCACGACAUCUCUCACUUGGGAUCAGAAAUUGGCACUGGGUCAUUUGUUUCAUCUUCUUCUUCAAUGCGGUCUGGCGCGGCUUCCUCUUCGGUAUCAGAUUCUGGCAUCCUUUCAUCAUCCUUGUUAUCUUGGGGAUGGUCUGUUGGUGGCAGCAAUAGGACCAGCAAUAUCGGUGCCGCAAAUGCGUGGGGUCUAGUAGUAGUGACGGCUAGUCUGGGAGGGGAUAUCAGAAUAUACCAAAAUUUUGGCCUGCCACUUCGGCUUAGCCGGCAAACCAAUUUAUUCUAUUAAAUUACUCCCAGCUGUGUUGACGUGCCCAAAAUCCACUUGUGGCCGCAAAGAUCAGCCUUAUAUGGCUGUGCGUGAGGCAUGUGAAUUUUGAGGUUCUAGGACAUGUUCAGGCCCGAUGUGGCAGAACUGGCUCGUUCUGCGAGCAUAUUGUAUCAGCUAACACCGCACAUCAUGUUACAAAGCGCUGCUUGUUUGUAUAUAUUAGAAUAGACAUCAGCUUGGCCUUAAGAGGUAAAAUUCAGCUGUAAGAUUGGCAUUUACAUUUUUCUGAUUAGAAAACAGGACCAAGUCGCUCA
Molecule: messenger RNA, 4482 nt
Organism: Elaeis guineensis (African oil palm)
Lineage: Eukaryota; Viridiplantae; Streptophyta; Magnoliopsida; Arecales; Arecaceae
Source: RefSeq, a predicted model, not a curated record